CAGGCAAAUCUAAUAAGGUAAUCCUGUUCACCUGUGCUCAGAGGAAUUCUAUUCAGAGAAAGAACUUCAGCUGAAAGCUUCUCCAAAGACACCACUGGUUAUCAACCUACUUAAGUUCAAGAAAUGGUGCACUGAUGUUAAGAUCCAUCUCAAAAGAAAGGAUGAAUAAACAAAAUGUGAGUGAGCUGAGUUGUUCCUGUGUCUCUUUGGAAAAAGCAAGCCUUUUCAAGUUUGGGAAAAUGCUGAAGUGACUUCAGAUGAAGAAAAACUUGACAGUUGAUAACCAAGGUUCCAGUGAAGACCUGAUAAGAGAGUUCUGGUGAGCAGAAGAGGACAAUCAAGGAGGACAUCAAGCAUCAGCAUUAAUGUUCACAAUGGCUGAAGAAAUGUUUGGAAAGUCAAUAAAACAAUUAAAGCUGGAGCGAACCAUGAUUAAAUCUUCCUUCACUAAGCAAGCCAACUUCCUGAGCAGAAGAACUCCCAAUAUGACAGAGAUGGAACUGCAGGAGGAGUUCAAAAAGCUCACCUCUGACGCUAGACAUCCACACAGGCCCGCUAACAGGAGCGCUCAUCUCGUCAUCCUCCGCUGCCUCUUCUUCAAUGCCCUCCCAACCUCCAGCCAGGCCAUGUCGGCCCAGACUCCCACCUCCAAUGCUUAAGCCCUCCCACCUUCCCUCCAGACCUCCUCUGCCGCAAACAACCCCUGCAUCCCUCCCUCCUGCUCCUGCACCCCCUUUUUCUCUCUGCUCCAACACUUCUGCCCCAUCUCUUCCAGCUCCUCUUUCUCCCAUUGUUAUUUCCCAAUCUACACUAGAAUCAUCUUCCUCCUCUGAUCCGACUCCCUCCUUUUCAGCUGCAGCUCUUCCUUCAUCUUUGUCCCCAACAGUCUCAUCCCCCACUGCAUCCUCCCCCCCUCUUGCGUCCCCCCCUGUCAUCCCACCCUCCUCUCCAGCUGCUCUGCAUCUCAGCACCAUAGAUCAGCUGGUUGGGAGCCUUUCAGUGUGGCAGCCCAGAGGACUGAGCCAAGACAACAUCUCAUGUUUACUGGAGAAACAGUCUGCAGGCACAUUCCUGGCUCACGGUGCAGAAGACAAGGUCACAAUGAUUUCAGUCCGACUCCCGGAUGAGCUGGGAUCACCUGUCAUAUGCAGCGUGGCGGUCAAACAGCACCAAACCUUUGUUCACCUAGAGGGAUCCUCUCUGGUUUUUGAUGACAUUUUCAAACUGAUCUUCUUCUACUGUGCCAGCAGAGACAUUCUUGCUUUGCCAUUGAAGUUACCCCUGUCGGUUACCAAGGCAACCAGGGCAGAAGAACUGGAGGUUAUUUCUGCUAUGGGUGCAGAUUUCUGGACUUCUGACAUAAACCAGAAGACUAAGAACCAGGACCAGACCACGCAGCCUAACAUCUACCUGCAUGUCAUCCCAGUCACUGUGGCGGAGCAGCCCAGUACAGAUAGAAAACUCUCCUCUGCCUCUAAACUAGAUUCCAUUCUCAGUGAAGAAUGUAUUCCCUCCUUGCAGAAUGGAGAAAUCUCAAAGAAGCCAACUCCACAGGUCAAAGUUCCCAAACGGCCCCCUCCCCGACCCCCCAGCCUGAGUUCAGGUUGUGGGAUGGGCCUUCUCUUCUCCUCUGCUCUCUCACUUCGAACUACUACUUUUGUGACUCCAGAAUCUGAGAGAAAAGAGGAAGGAAGAAGAGCAGUAAGUGAGAAAGAAGAGAGGAAGUCAUUGUCAACAUCGUCUCCUCCGCCAAGGCCUCCUGUCCUCCAACAGGCCAGAGGGGCUCUACUUCCACACCCUGCUCCUCUGCAACCCACCUCAGGACGACAGCUCACAGUAAAAGAGAAUGGACAAAACCCUUCAAAGAAAACUGAGAGUGAGGGAGAAAAGAGAAAGGAGAAAACAGGAAGUACAGCAGGUCUGCUGACUGAAGAGGCUGAACAGGAGGACAACCAACAUAAAGAGGAUAAGGUGACAAGAAAGGAGGAGGAAAAAGAGCUGAAGAUGGAGGAGGAUAAGCAGAAGACCAACUCCUCGUCUUCACCAUCAACAAAGAAACCAUCACGUCCCAUCCCUCCUCCAAGGAUUAAACCAUCUUUCACAAACUCACCUGUGAGCUCCUUUCAGGCCAGUGGAGGAUCAACCAAUCUGAGUGCAGGGAUGAGAAUCUCCCCUCCAUCACCAGCCCGGCGUCCAGAUGUGUCGCUGUACUCACCACAAGGUGGCGCCACUGUGGGAGCUGACCUUGAUUCCUGCUCAACCAGCAGCACAGAGGAAGAGGGAGAGCUUAACCAGGAGCAAGAACCAAACCCCAAGAGUCCUGCUGACAGUCGCUGCGAUAAAACAGCCGUCAGAAGAACCCCCACAGUCAUGUUGGACAGAGCCCGCCACCGCCUCUCCACUGUCCUUACUGGACUCAUCUUCCACGAUGGCCGCCUCACCAAGCGCAUCAUUGAGUUGGCCAGAGACCCUCUUAGCUACUUUGGUAACCUGGUAAAGGAUCACAGAGCUUUCACCUUGGAGACAAUGUCUAAACAUUCAACCUCCACGGAGCUGUUGCAGGAGAUCAGACAGAUGAUGACCCAGCUAAAGAGUUACCUCCUGCAGAGCACAGAGCUGCAGGCCUUGCUGGAGCCUCAGCAUCAGUACACACAAGACAAACUGGAGAGCAUCGUAGAGGUGGCUCUGUGUAAAAGUGUUCUGAAGCCACUGAAGGAGCCGAUCUACAAGAGUCUGGAGAAGCUGCACACAGACGCCGGCAGCAUGAAACAGCUGGCACAGAACCAGUCUGUGGUCCUCAGCAGCACCACCACGGCUUUAGGAGUUACCACCUCCAUCCCCGAGGCUCCUGCCAUGGAGAAAAUCAGCAUGAAACUGAACAAACUUCAUCAGGAAUAUUCGCCACAGAAGAAGAUCGAGCUGCUGCUGAAGACCUGCAAGAUCAUUUAUGACUGCAUGUCUGUCAGCUGUCCAGGGCGGGCCCACGGCGCUGAUGACUUCCUUCCUGUAAUGAUGUACGUCCUGGCCAGAUCCAAUCUGUCUGCCUUGCAGCUGGAUGUUGAGUACAUGAUGGAGUUGAUGGACCCCACAUUAACACUGGGAGAAGGUUCCUACUACCUGACCACCACUUACGGGGCCCUGGAGCACAUUAAGACAUUUGACCAGCAGAGGUCAGCCACGCGGCAGCUGAGCAGAGAGGUUCAGGACUCCAUCCACCGCUGGGAGAGACGACGGACACUCAACCAGGAGCGAGUGGACCAGGGAUCUGUUCGGGACUUCCUGACCGUGUAUUGCCCUGAGAUCGGUGUCAACCCAAAAACUCUGGGUGUCUUCCCCACAAUGACUGUCCAGGAGCUGACCGAGCAGUGUGCUGCACGCUUUGAACAAGACACCUACACACUGAGCUUUUACAUGGACGGUGUGUUGCAGCCUGUCGCUCCUACAGACAGGGCCCUGACUGUGAAGAACAGCUGCCAACCAGGAGCCUACUGCUUCAUCUUCCAUCCCAUCAACCAACCCAACCCUCCACUGGUCCGCAUCUGUCCCACUGACCCGCCUCCUCCUCUACCUGCUGAAAACCUCCUCACAGCUGAAGAGAUAGCCAUUGGUGCAGCAGAGCUGGAGGUGGAGGAGACUCUGAUUAACUUUUAACCCCUCCAGCACCACAGCCUGGGCAUCGCCAUGGUAACUGCAUCAAGAUAGAAGGGAUGUAAUUUAGCCUCAGAACUCACUUGAAAUGUGGAAGAUGGAUCAUCAAACAGGAACUGAGAGUAGAUCCUAAUUUCUCAUCGCAGGGUCUGGAACCCAGGUUGAUGUGUCAACACACAUGUAAUCAUGUCUAUUCUGUUUAUAAUCAACUAUAUUUGACACAGUUCUUUGUGAGGUUCAGGCCUGCCGGUUCUGAAAGCUGCAGCCUGGAAGGUUCUGAUUACUUGCAUCAGUCAGUAUUACUGUGUGGAAGGUAGAAGUGGUUCUGGAGCAGCUAGAACAUGUUUGUAGAUUAGAAAUAAACUCACAGUGGUAUAUUUCAAA
Girardinichthys multiradiatus is the source of this 4032-nucleotide messenger RNA. RefSeq names its product Ras and Rab interactor 3 (gene rin3). The transcript has 15 exons. The coding region runs from base 601 to 3651 and encodes 1016 amino acids. Gene Ontology annotation, molecular function: small GTPase binding; guanyl-nucleotide exchange factor activity. NCBI's taxonomy places the organism in Eukaryota, Metazoa, Chordata, Actinopteri, Cyprinodontiformes, Goodeidae. The record is from RefSeq and is a predicted model, not a curated record. Gene Ontology annotation, biological process: vesicle-mediated transport. Gene Ontology annotation, cellular component: endocytic vesicle; cytosol.